Messenger RNA from Arabis nemorensis, 576 nucleotides. The record is from the annotation of a GenBank genome assembly. NCBI's taxonomy places the organism in Eukaryota, Viridiplantae, Streptophyta, Magnoliopsida, Brassicales, Brassicaceae.
AUGGACCAAAAUGGAGAAAAUAUUCCGACACCGGAGAUUCUUUUUAGCUUUCAACGGCUACUAUGUGGAGACGACUGGCAUCGGUGGGAUACUUUUCCGACCGUUGAUGCUAAUGCCAACUCACCGGAUCCAACGGUUGAGAUGACCCAUGAUGGUUCGAUAAUAGUGUCUGAUCCACGUCUAAUGACACUCACAACGGAAGAAGUUCUCGAGCAGUGGUUACAUACACUGACCAAUCAACAAUCUGAAACAUCAUCGUUAUCACAAGAAGAAGAAGAUAUAGGGUAUUCUCAUGAAGAAACCUUCACGUACGAGGAGCUAUUGGAAAUCACAGAACAGAUAGGAGAUGUUUGCACUGGUUUAAAGAUCGAAAUCAUUGAUGAAAAUCUAAGCGUAAGAAAAUAUGAAGAUUGUUGUGGUCAAACGGAGAAAUGUGUGAUUUGCUUGUACGACUUAAAGUACAAUGAAGAAGCUUCUAAACUCGGAUGUGGUCAUGACUUUCACUUCGAGUGCAUCAAGAAAUGGCUAAUGGUCAAGAACAUGUGUCCUCUUUGUAAGCAAGAAGUUGUUGUUUAA